AUGGCUCUCAGGCGGAAAGGAGGAUUGCGCGCCAGCUUGUCAUUCGUUUGGGGUUCAGAGAGAGAUACCACUACCAGCGGACCUUCUAGGAGUUACGGGAGCAAAAGCGAUGGAGUUUAUGCGAGCGAAGGGACAGCAGACAAAGAUAUAACCAAUCAAGAGGACAGUCACAAAAAAAUCACGCCCAACGAUUAUGCAUAUGCUAUGGAAAUAGAGUCACAAGACGAGCGGGAAUUUCAACCAGACAGCGAAGAAGGGAACGAUCCAUCACCGUUCGAUUUCGCCUACUCGCAUCGACCUUCGAAAUGGGAGGCAAACAAGAGCUCGUCGGCUGAAGAGCUGCCGGAUAACGAUGACUUGGAAGAGCUUGAGAAUGUUGACGUCUCCGACAUUGGGCCUGAAUAUUUGCAUUCCCCGGACAUCCUAGUUACGAAUGUAAAAUAUGCCGCCCAAGAUUCACCUACUAUGUCUUCUCGCCAGCAUGGCCAAGAACCUUUACAGUCAAGACAAGUCCCCGAUCUUCACUACAAACCGACAUCACAAGAUUCAACACAACGAGGGGAUAGGCCUAUAUCACGCACAAUCCAUGUUCUAGGAACAGGGCCUAUUGGACAAUUCAUUGCGUAUAACCUUGCUGAAAUGGAUUCUCCGCCGCCUGUUACUUUACUAAUGCACCGGCCACUGUUGAUUCAACAAUGGCACCACUCGCGUCAGGUUCUCAGAGUAUGCAAGGAUGAAAUCAUAACCGAGCAAUCCGGUUUCGAUGUUGAAUUAUCCGCAAGUUUCAAUAUUCCUGGGCCCGAGUCAGAGACUAGUGUCACUGAGCAUAGAUUUGGAUACACGAACGAGGUCAUAGAUAACCUGAUCAUCACAACGAACGGCGACAAAACAGUGGCGGCACUUACAUCCAUCAAGCAUCGUCUCCGGCCUCAUUCAACCAUAUGUUUUGUGCAACAUGGAGCAGGUGUCAUUGAGGAUGUUAACAAACAUGUUUUCCCAGAUUUGCAGGAUCGUCCUCAUUACAUGCUUGGUAAUUUAUCUCAUGGAUUAUUUGCCACGGAUCAGCUAUGGACUGUGGCUCAAACCACCCAGGGAGAGCUGAAGCUUACAAUUCCUCAAUAUAACACCAGCGCACCCUCCAACGAACCAUUGCCCCAAAGCUCAGACAGGAAGCUCACAAAUAACUGGGCACCAUCUUCAAGAUACAUGUUAAUGUCAUUGAGUCGUUCUCCUGAUCUUAAAGCCAUAGGCUUGAACUAUCCUGACUUCAUGAAAUUCCAUCUCGAAUACAUCGUUGUCAAUUCCGUCAUUGGGCCGCUGUCUGUCAUUUUUGAUUGUUCCAACGACCAGCUGUUGUACAAUUACCAGGCAAGUCAGACAAUGAAGUCCCUCUUGUGGGAAAUUUCGUAUGUUGUGAGAAGUCUGCCGGAGCUCGCGACCGUUGCAAAUCUUAACAAACGCUUUGGAAACCGCAGGUUAAUGAGCAUGAUACACUCAGUGCUUUCUCGUAGCGGGAAGAAUGUCACAUCUAUGUUACACAACGUCAGAAGUGGAAUGAAAACGGACGUUGACUUCUACAACGGCUAUCUCGCUCGAAGAGCAAAAGAAUUGAACAUUCCGUUUUCUUCAAAUGAGUUAGUCAUAAGUAUGGUUAAAGCUAAACAAGCUAUGAAGUCGAGGGAGAUGAAUUCAUAUAUACCCGCGGUUGAUCGGAGAUAG
Botrytis fragariae is the source of this 1719-nucleotide messenger RNA. RefSeq names its product putative 2-dehydropantoate 2-reductase protein. Gene Ontology annotation, cellular component: mitochondrion; cytoplasm. Gene Ontology annotation, molecular function: 2-dehydropantoate 2-reductase activity; NADP binding. The coding region runs from base 1 to 1719 and encodes 572 amino acids. The transcript is spliced from 2 exons. Lineage: Eukaryota; Fungi; Ascomycota; Leotiomycetes; Helotiales; Sclerotiniaceae. The record is from RefSeq and is a predicted model, not a curated record.